Messenger RNA from Hylaeus anthracinus, 3210 nucleotides. RefSeq names its product inositol 1,4,5-triphosphate receptor associated 2-like. NCBI's taxonomy places the organism in Eukaryota, Metazoa, Arthropoda, Insecta, Hymenoptera, Colletidae. Bases 787 to 3090 code for a protein of 767 amino acids. The transcript has 13 exons. The record is from RefSeq and is a predicted model, not a curated record.
AUUCUUCUCUUCUUCGUACUCUAUAUUUACAAGAAAGAGUUCCGCAACAAUAUUACAACAUUCUUCGUAUAAUUUCUACUCUGCUCAAAAAUUCUUCUCUUCUUCGUACUCUAUGUUUACAAGAAAGAGUUCCGCAACAAUAUUACAACAUUCUCCGUAUAAUUUCAUUUCUAACCGACUUCGAAAAAGAGAAGGUUACUCGAUUCGAUGUGUAUAUCUUUUUCUUUCAUGGUACAAUAAUUUACUAAAUCGAAGAGCAUUAUAAAUAUAAAUGUUUGAAAGCCGUGAAUUUCCAUUUUCUCCAAAGUAUAAUCGUCUUCAUUUAUUAAACAAAAACAUUUCAGUCUGGAUCAAAAGAGCAAGAAUCGCAACAGGGGAGAAUAUCGUGGGUGGGGAGACCAAGAGAGAGAGAGAGAGAGAGAGAGAAUGGUCGAGGAGAGGACAGAAGAACUAGAGCGAGAAAGAGACAAGCUUCAUACGCGUUCGCAUUCAGUCUGUCUGCGGCAUUCGUGCCAGUCGUAUUCCGUUGCUUCUUUCACCAUAUUUUAUUUUUAUCUUUUUUUUUUUUAAAUAUUUCCUUUUCCAGUUUAUACAGCCUCUUCACUAGUCGAAACAAUGAGCUAAACGGUGAACGCAGUACACGCCAAUUGACAAACAGAGAUACAGGCAUCCCCCGAGUGGAGAUAAUGUGCGUUUCACCUCGUAACUCCUUGGUCGUCUUCUCGAAUACCACGAUGCAGUUGAACAGUUGACGAAGUGUCCUCGCUAAUUAUCACGAAUCAUCAAAUGGACGAGUCUACGAAAGCGUCCCAAAAAGCAGACCGUCGAUCAUCGAAGCCAGAUACCGAAGAGCAACGGAUCGCUCGUCUGAAAGCUGCCUGCUCGGAGACUGACAACGAGAAUAAUCUAAAAGUUCCCCAACGAAAGUUGUCGGUGUUUUGUCGAUCGUUCGACGUGAUCGCUUCAAAAAAUCAGGGCGAGGCGUACGAGUUCCGACGUACCUCCAGCAGCCCUUCCGUUCAUCUGGAAAAAGCUCAAGAUGGAGAGCCGAGGAGCAACGAGGAAACGAGCCCGUGCAAGAAAGGUUUCGUCAACAAUUGUCGUUCGUUGAUAGAGAGCGGCAAGUUCCUCAGUGGGUCCUCACCUGAUCGUCUCAGCGAAAGGACGUACAGCAACGUUCAAUUUUCCAAGUCGAAAACCGUGCCUCUAUCAGCGUUCAAGCUGCCGAGAGUUAGGGAGGACGCUGUCGAUAAAGCUGCGAGAAAGCACGAAGCGAAGCAUUUCAAAUUGAACAGUAAUCACGAGGGCAAAGAUGCCGACGAAAGUGUCGCUACCGAUUCGCACAGGACCUCGUCUCCAGGAUCUGACGAUUCCGCCUUACCUAUCAAUGAAAAAUUAGAAAAUGGUGGGAGAUAUUCCUCCAUUGGUUCGUCGAGCAAUUUCGCGCCUAAAUGCGCUCCGCGAUCAGCAACUUCGAUCCAGAGCAACGAUCUGGCUAAGAUCAGGGAUUCGGCGUCGCCCCGCGCGUUUCCGAGCGCGUCGAGUGCUGGUCGUCGCGGCAAAUACACACCAGUCGAUCCAGAAAUGUCGAGUCACGAGGAUAGCUCGAUCGGUUCGGAUAACGAGGACGAGCCGAUCGGGGGAAUCCUGAACGCGAGCCGUCCGCCAGACGAGACCUCGUGGAACGCGGUGCCAAGGAGUGGUAGAAUUCCCCCGCAACCCUCGUCGUCUUUUUCCAUCGGUGAUGCCCCAGGGAAACCGGAUUCGGGUGAGCCGCUCGACGAAAAGAGAACGGAAGACCUCGAGGAAUCUCGAUCGACACCAGAGAAGCGACAAAAAUUUUCUGACGGGAGGAGGUCCUUGUCAGAGGGCGACGGCGAACAAUACCAAAAUGCAAAAGGCUGCAGAUGCAGCAGACUGGAAUCAUCCGAGGACAGAGAGCAGAUUCGGGCUUUUCCUAGCUUCACUGAUGCUCGGCUGCAGAGAAUGAGAUUAUCGAACUUCGAAGAAACAAACACUUUGUACAGAGAGAACUUUGCGAUAUCAGAAAACGAGCUCGAGCGCAGAUACAUCGCGUUCUCGAUAGGGCUCAGUACAGACAGGAUCACCUUGCAUCGGAGAUUAAUAUUAUCUCGGCGACAACGAGAUCUAUCAGAACGUAACUUCACCGGUGAAAUUCAGAAAAUGCAGGAAGACAUACAGGAGUUAUCGCCGCUGUGCACAGACAGGGAAUCGAUGGAGAAAGUGGAAAAGGUCCGUUGCAGGCUAGAGACUAUAAAGAAAUGCGUUCGUAGGACCUGUUACGCUGCUGAAACUCUCGGAGCAGUGCAACAAGAGCAAAGGGUCUGUGGAGGAGUUUUCAUAGCGGACAAGUAUCUUCGAACGCUGCGUUCGAGGUGUGAGAAUCUGGCCACGGAAAUCGCUGAGAUCAAACGAAUCUUGUUGAUGCACAACAUCGUGAUCGAGGAGGGCACAGGAGAGAUGGGCGACGAUGCGUCUAAAUUACGUUACUCCAAUAAUCGAGCUAUGGUGUCUAGAAGGAGAGCGAGCAUUGCAACAUUUUCAGGGCCUAUAUUUACGCAAGAUGUGAUAAAGGAAGGUCCUAGACAACGUAAUUCCGUUUCCGGUAGAGUUACCCUAAUAACACAAAGGAGGCCAUCGUUGUGCUCCGAUAUGCAACGAUGGGAAAAUGAGAAACUAAAUCGAACAGACUCCAGUAGCGUCACCGAGUUACGCGACAUUUCUGAACAGAUCGAGUCGAGGAGGAACUCUUUGGAAGAGAAUAAUAAUCUUCUAAGACACGAUCAAGCGAAUAAUAUUGAGUCUGUGAAUUGUGACGUUAGCAAUAACGCGGAAAACGAAGAUCGAUCAUUGUCGUCAUCGUCUUUCUUAGAAUCCAGCAUGACCAAACACGUUGAAAAACAAUUAAUAUCGUGUAUAAGAAAGGCCGAACCCUUACGAAUAACUAGAAACUUCCAAACAUGGCGGCCGAUACUAUGGUGCGCAUUGAUCUUCUUCCUUGGAUUUUAUGCAAAUUACAUUACUUCAUCGGUGAAUACGUGCGAACACAUGACUACCCUAACAAAAUGAUCGAUUUCAAUUGUAUGAUCUAAAGGUUAAUCUUGUCUACUAGGGUAUUACAGUAUUAAAAAUUUAUUCAGAGUGUAAAAAUAUUUAUAAGGUAAAAUAAUAAAAGACCAGGAUUACAAA